Fibroporia radiculosa is the source of this 1422-nucleotide messenger RNA. RefSeq lists its product as uncharacterized. Bases 1 to 1422 code for a protein of 473 amino acids. The transcript is spliced from 7 exons. The record is from RefSeq and is a predicted model, not a curated record. NCBI's taxonomy places the organism in Eukaryota, Fungi, Basidiomycota, Agaricomycetes, Polyporales, Fibroporiaceae.
AUGCCAAUGCCUUUGCCUCGAUACGGAGGGGGCGCGCUCUCUGGCGACGACAUGUGUGCGUACAUGGAGAACUUUGCCGCUCGCUUCCUGGGGGAUAAGAUCAGAUACUGCACGGAGAUAUUGAAAGUACACCAUGCCACCGCUCCCGACUCAGGCCACCCCGCGGCCCGUAAAUGGCUUGUGUAUGUGCAAGACACGAAUAGCGGCAUACGAGAGACACUCGAAUACGACAAAGUUGUCCUCUGUUCGGGGGGGUGCAGUGAGCCUCGAGUCCCCCCAUCGCUAUCGGAGAAAGCCGCGGAUGCUCGAGGCUUCAAUGGUCCCGUCGUUCACUCUGCCGACUUCUGCGAACGACUGGACGAAAUUCUGAACGCGGUAAAGCCGGUCUCAGAAUAUGCUGAUGCUUCAGUGGUUGUUAUCGGCGGCGGUAAAUCGGCUCAGGACACGACAUGGAAGAAGAGUAUCAAUGGUACGAUUUUUACAUACCACAUGGAUCGGAAACAAGAUUGUUCACGGAGUGUGGGACUUCUUGACUUGGUUGUCAGUGCGUGUCUUGAUUCGAUUGUCGUUGGUGAGUUUGGUACCAACGUUGUUGGUCGUAUACAGUUCAGGACAUUGGGUGUUCCCUCUGAUUCGCCCCUGCGCCGCACACCUGGCUUGUUAUGGGCGAUUCACGUCAACAACCUCGGAGUGCAUUCAGACUUCCAUGCAGAGAUCAACAAGGGCAUGAUCGAUCUCAUCUCGCCGGUCCAUGCCGAGUGCUUCGCCGACGAUCGCCAAGGCAUUAUUCUAACUGAUGGACGAUUUGUGAAGGCAGAUGCGGUUGUGCUCGCGACUGGUUACGGCUCGUCAUGGGACAAACUUUUCGAUGAAGAAACAAUGGAGGAAUUGGGGUUUUCCAAGGAGCCCGAUACUUACGAGAAUGAUCGGGAGUGGAAAUACAUGUCCCUCGCUAACCCUCCGGCCAUUCGCCCCGGUGAGCAGAGGUCGUAUCCAAUGUACCGAGGACUUGUCCCUGCGAAGAGCAUACUCAAUAGAGAUAUAGCUAUGAGUGGUACUGUCUUCACCACAAAUAACGGCUAUUCAUACGAAGUAGCCUCCCAUUGGAUUGCAUCUUAUCUACGUGGGGAUAAGUUUCUCAAACUGCCAGACACUCCAGAGGCGGCGCUAGCUUGGUCGAGGGAUAACGCAGCAUGGUUGCGCAAGCGUCAUCCACACGCACUCUUGUCUGCUAACGCAAGCUUCAGUGGUGAUUUUGCAUUUUGGUGCUGGCCACAGUUGAUGGAUACACUCCUGGAUGAUAUGAGUCUUCCGAGCAUGCGAAGCGGCGGGAACGUAUUCACUUGGCCGUUCAAGGUCAUUGAUCUGAAAGAGAUAGAAGAUUUAGGAAGGGAGCGGGCUGUCCUGAGGGAGAGCUUGUAA